Messenger RNA from Fusarium oxysporum Fo47, 1303 nucleotides. Its product is annotated as NAD(P)/FAD-dependent oxidoreductase. Gene Ontology annotation, molecular function: flavin adenine dinucleotide binding; electron-transferring-flavoprotein dehydrogenase activity. Bases 158 to 1303 code for a protein of 381 amino acids. The transcript has a single exon. Gene Ontology annotation, cellular component: cytoplasm. The record is from RefSeq and is a predicted model, not a curated record. NCBI's taxonomy places the organism in Eukaryota, Fungi, Ascomycota, Sordariomycetes, Hypocreales, Nectriaceae.
CCUCUAGAUAAACCCCUUCUCAACACCAACAUACGUCCAUCACCGACACCGAGCAUCUGUAUGUUUGUAUAAAUGAGAUCACAGCACUAAAGAUAAUUAACCAACCUAUUCUACUCUCCUUCGCCUCCAUAUCAUUUGAACAGCAUCACCAGCCAUCAUGACAAAAACCGUAGUCAUUCUAGGUGCAGGUUGGGCUGGUCUUCCACUCGCCCACAAGCUUCUCAAACACACACUUCCCAAAGUUCCUGACCUCAAAGUCAUCCUUGCCUCCCCGAAUAGUCACUUCUUCUGGAAUGUCGCUGCUACUCGUGGGAUAAUACCGGACGCCAUCCCAGAUGAACAGCUCUUCUUACCAAUCAAGCCCGGCUUCAAUCAAUACCCCUCUGAGAACUUUGAGUUCCUCCUUGGGAAAGCAGAUGGAGUCGAUGCCGAAUCGAGUACUGUUCAUGUAAUCUCUAACGAGAAUACCAGGCGCGAGAUUACGUAUGAUGAGCUGGUCAUUGCGACAGGGUCUCGGCUGGCUAGUGAUCUUCCCCUGAAGCCUGUUGGAACACAUCAAGAGACCAUCUCAGCAUGGAAGCAAUUGCAAAGCGAAGUCGGGGGCUCAAAGUCAAUAGUAAUCGCAGGUGGUGGUGCUACUGGAACUGAAGUUGCUGGUGAAUUGGCCGCAAGAUACGGCUCUUCCAAGAGCAUCACCCUUGUUAUUAGUGGUGCACAACCGUUGGAAGGGGCCCUUGGUUCAGUUCGCGCAUCGAUCUCAAGGGAUCUCAAGACCCUUGGGGUCAGACUCAUAUAUAAUGCGCGCGUCACCGAAGCAAAGAAGAGCGAAAGAGGCCAAGGGGCAGAGGUGCACUUGUCCAAUGGAAGCACCCUCACAACAGAUCUCUAUCUACCUCUGCACGGCAUCAAACUCAACACCUCAUUCGUACCACCGUCAUUAUUAGACUCUGGUGGAAACAUCAAGCUUGAUGAAAAGAUGAGAGUCGCCGGGACAAAGAACAUCUGGGGCAUUGGCGACGUGGGCAACAUCGACCCCAAGCAAUUGACCAUCACGGACAAUCAGAUCAUUCACUUGGCGACAGCUCUAGAUGCGACUUUGACGGGGAAUGGGGAUAUCAAGCCGUAUCAGCCUGCGAGCAAGAAGAUGAUAUUCGUGUCACUAGGUAAGAAGUAUGCGACGGGUCAGAUUGGGAACUGGAAGCUGUUCUCAUUCAUGGUAUCGUAUGUCAAGGGGAGGAAAUUGUUUGUUGAUACAGCUGAGGGAUACGUGGGAGGGAAGCAUUUGAGGCAUGCGGCCAUUUAA